Molecule: messenger RNA, 2257 nt
Organism: Strongylocentrotus purpuratus (purple sea urchin)
Lineage: Eukaryota; Metazoa; Echinodermata; Echinoidea; Camarodonta; Strongylocentrotidae
Product: peptidase M20 domain-containing protein 2
Exons: 8
Coding region: 92-1282 (396 amino acids)
Molecular function (GO): dipeptidase activity
Source: RefSeq, a predicted model, not a curated record
CUAGCCGAAACGUCAACAACGAUAUCAUUGUAAACAUUUCCACUUGUUUCUUUUGGGUCUGUUGAGCUAGUCUGCCUGUAAGACUAUUACUAUGACCGAGUGGAACAAGAGAAAGCAAGUGGCCCAGGCUAAGAUAGAUGCAUCAGCCUCGGAUCUCAAUAACAUCAGCCAAGAGAUUUGGUCCCAUCCUGAACUGGGUUAUGAGGAACAUCAUGCUCACAAGAUUCUCACAGAUUAUCUGGAAAAGAAGGGUUUUGAGGUGACAAGAAAUUAUCACUUAGAUACAGCAUUCAAAGCUACAUAUGGAACUGAUGGUGGCGUCCAUGUUUGUGUGAUAUGUGAAUACGAUGCUCUUCCUGAAAUUGGCCAUGCCUGUGGGCACAACCUGAUUGCCGAGUGUGGAGCAGCCGCAGGUCUAGGGAUCAAAGCUGCAAUGGAGCUCGAUGGCACUCCCAUAGGAAGGGUUACAGUGCUUGGUACACCAGCAGAGGAAGGGGCAGGAGGCAAGAUAGAUCUGAUCAAAGCUGGGGCCUUCCAGGGGAUGGAUGUAGCUAUGAUGGCACAUCCUUAUGCUUACACAGUACCACAACCAGUAGCCUUAUCAAUGCUAGAAAUGAAAAUUCACUUCACUGGUCUUGCUUCCCAUGCCUCUGCAGUUCCCUGGGAAGGAGUGAAUGCCUUGGAUGCAGCUGUGAUGUGUUAUAAUAGUAUCUCAGUCAUGAGACAACAGCUGAAACCAGAAUGGAGAGUUCAUGGCAUAUUUACAAAUGGUGGAGCCAAGCCUAAUAUCAUACCAGAGGAGGCGGAGCUCUUUUACUACCUAAGGGCUCCAACACAGGAAGCACUUUCACAGGUCAAGAAGAAGGUCGUGGGGUGUGCCCAGGGUGCUGCCGUGGCAACAGGUUGUGAGUGCACAGUCAAAGAUCUUGGAGGCUUUGCUAAUGUUGUCACCAAUCCCACCGUGAUAUCAAUCUACAAGAGGGAGGCUUCCCAAAUGGGCGUAGUCUUUGAUGACAACAGUGGUUCCGGUUCCACCGACAUGGGAAACGUGUCGUACGUGGUCCCUAGCAUACAUCCUAUGUACGACAUAGGGACCAUGGCAGCCAACCAUUCCAGACCAUUCACUGCAGCGGCAGGUGCUGCUGCAGCCCAGCCCCCUACUCUGGUCCAGGCUAAAUCCUUGGCUCUGACAGCUCUGGAAGUCAUGAAACCAGGAAAUGAGGAGGUCUUAGCAAACAUCAAAAAGGACUUUGCUCUUCAGAUGGGAGGAGCAAAAGCGUAGCUAGGUGCAAACUGUCCAUAGAUCGUGUCCUCCAGGGCCCUGCCUCAUAAAUUGUUAUCGGCCACUGAUGCCAAAAUUGUAUAACAAAAUUUGCUCUCAGCCAAUGAAAUGCCCUGAUGUCAGGGGCUUAUAGAUCAAUUAUUGUAACUUGAUAUUGAUGAUAAGUUUUAUGGAAACAUUCAAAUUACUGGGAAUCAUGUGUAUAAACUCCUGUCAGCAGGUGGUCUUUAUUCUACACACGAUAUGAGAAACACCAUUCAGGAAAAAGCAACUUUAUAAAAGUUAUAUUAUAUAUAUACUGGGUAAAUGCAUAUAUCUAGGUUAUAAGAGUGGUCUUUGUAUGCAAGUGGUCACCACUCACUAAAGAAAGUCACACUACAUUGUAAACAUCUUAAUCAAUCAACCCUUAAUUUCACUUUCUCUCUUUUCUGUCUUGUCUCUCCCUUUCCCUUUCUCUUGUCUCUGUCUCUUUGUUUCUCUCCUUCAAUGUUAGAUAUUAAUAUAAAUUCAUUACUCUCAGUAUUUCCAUAUACCCUAGACACCCAUCAGUGAUUUUAAUGUCUAAUGAAAGUUCAGUUUGAUGUCAAACCCCUAGUAAUGUCUGGAUUAUCAGAACAGUGCUUUUAUAUGCUCACUUAAAACUGGAAUAUAUUGCAUAGAAAGGUCACGUCUUUUAAAAAAAUGUACCAAUCACCAAAACAUGAAGUGGGUUCCAUGUUGCUAGCUGAAGCCAAACUAUGAGCUACAAAUAGAUUGUGCAAUUACAUCCUAAGGGAACAGUGAAAUGUUGCUAACAUACGCCCUUGGAACCCAUGGAACCAUGCAAGUCCGACUUGGGUUGUGUGCCAGCCUUAAACAUGGGGUUUUAUGUUAUCAAUUAUUUUCUUCAUGUUUCUUAACCAUUUAUCUAUUGGAAGCCAGGUAAAGUUUUUUAAGUUGAUUUUAUACAUUCUAGGUAUUAUGGAUAUAUACAAA